CCACCACUCAUCAAAUCGCCAGCUUUCUGCUGCUGGUCCAGAAACAAGAUACUUUCCAUACAUGGGAGUCCUGACGUCAGGCUUCCUGAAAAGUAUGCGUCGCUUUAACUUCCUUAAGAACUCUCACUGGAGAAGCUGACUGUCUUUAAAGUGAAGCUAAUGAAAUCCACACUUAGCUCAGAGAACCAGGAGUCGGUCAGUCGCCCACCCCGGACAAGAUAUGGGUUGAAGAUCUUAUACCUUUUCACAUAUAAUCUGAUACAGUUCGUUGGAUACUCAUGGAUAUCGACAAAUAUUACUGCCAGAUUCUUGACGUUUGGUGAAGACAGCCUGGUGGACACCUAUCAUUCAAUUGGAACUGUGAUGUCUUUUUGCCAACUGUUAUCAAUUCUGGAAUUGAUCCAUAUACUCCUAGGCAUCGAACAGAGCCCAUUUCUUCCACGACUUGUGCAGGUUACUGAGAGGAACAUAAUCCUUUUUGUGGUCAUCACCAGUCAAGAGGAGAUGCAGGCUAAACCUAUCGUUUGGGGGUUGUUUUCCCUCUGGAGCACCCUGGAUGUAAUCAAGUAUCCAUAUCGCAUGUUAUCUGUCAUAGGAACUGACUUGUACACAUUGUCAUGGCUUCAUCAUUGCCUUUGGAUUCCUGUUUUGCCUUCAAUAUUGCUGACUGAAGUAAUUGCCAUUUACCAGUCACUGCCGUACUUUGAAGCUCUUGGCACAUACUCCUUUCAGUUACCUGGACCAAUUGCUGCGCCCAUACAUUUUCCAUAUGUAUUGCAACUCUACUGUCUAAUACUUGUUUUAGGCACAUAUUGCAGCUGCAGGCACUUUUAUGAAGAGCGAAAACUGAACAAAAGAUACAUAAAGAAACUAAAGCAAAACUAACAAAUCUGAAUUGGUUCCCAUAUCAUUCUCCAGGAUCAGGAAAAAGCUGCUGUGAAUGUGAGAAUCAGUGCUUUUACCCCUUGAGUCUGAGCUUACUCAAAUGAUGCAAAAACUCUUCCAAUGUCAAGUCAAAUGCACUGUGAUGUUCAAUGUUAGGCAAUACCACGCAAAAUAGGCUGAAUCCUAAUCCACAAAAUAUGCUGGAUUGGUGUUAGGUCAAUGGUUAAAACUCCAAAAUUCAGAAAUUUGGAAUCAAUCCCUUUCCUGUAGUUUUAAUUCAGACAUGCUACAAAUCCAUUCACGGUCUGCGGGCUUGUCAAUUUGAUGUUAUCAUUUUAACCUUUGUGCAAGUUUUGAUUCUUGGGUUUUCCAUGCCAUUGGAAAUCUGAAAGGGAUGAAAGUGGAGCACUGCUUAAUGCUUAACAACAAGUUGUCCAGUAAAACAUGCUGCCCAUGAAUAGGAACAAAAUUCAAAAGUACCUAAAAUUCAGGCUUUCUGAAUAAUUAGAUAUCAAAUAUUCCUGCAUUAAAAUAAACUGAAACUUAACCGAGUAUUAAUGAUAAGCUUGAAAGUAUGCAAGCUCUACGCUUGGGUUUUGAACUGCCUGUGAGAAACGGAAGUUGUGAGUGGGUGUGGGUAGACUUUGAAAACAGCGCUCCCGACUGAUGGGUUAGCAUGCAAAAGCCACUGUGGGAUGUGGUUAGAUUUUAAAGGUGAGGAAUGGGAAUGGAUGGGUGGGAACUGGAAACCAACAUACCUCCAGUGAAUGGCCUGCUAAGCUCAUCAAGGAGUUUGUUCACAGGUCAGCCAGAUAACUUUUCACAUCAGAAAUAGUGAAACUCAAACACAAUCUGGUGCAAGUCAGUGCACAGUCUGCGGGUUCGAAAUGGCGAACUAAGUUUUUUGUCGACAGAGCCUUGGACUCAUCCAGCACGGAAACAGACCCUUUGUCCCAACUCGUCCGUGCUGACCAGAUAUCCUAAACUAAUCUAGUCCCAU
Messenger RNA from Chiloscyllium plagiosum (whitespotted bambooshark), 1885 nucleotides. It is a transcript of the gene hacd4, whose product is annotated as 3-hydroxyacyl-CoA dehydratase 4. Gene Ontology annotation, molecular function: 3-hydroxyacyl-CoA dehydratase activity. NCBI's taxonomy places the organism in Eukaryota, Metazoa, Chordata, Chondrichthyes, Orectolobiformes, Hemiscylliidae. Gene Ontology annotation, cellular component: endoplasmic reticulum membrane. Gene Ontology annotation, biological process: very long-chain fatty acid biosynthetic process; fatty acid elongation; sphingolipid biosynthetic process. The record is from RefSeq and is a predicted model, not a curated record.